UGUGAUUCCUACUUCUGCGCGAUCGUUGAGUCAUGCGGGUCGACGCGCUGCGCUUCACGAGUCGCCUCGUCGCCGAGCGGGAGGCGGACAACCGCAUGCGGUUGCACCAAAAGCGUCUCCGCUGCAUUGAGCGAGGCUCUAGCUCAACGCGCUUGGCCAGCGAGCCGCAUCGCGCAACGGAUGCGCUUGCCCGGCACGCAGCGGCGACGCGUAGGGUGGCGGAGGCGCGGGAGCAACGGAUAUCAACCGAGAACCGGAUGUUAGAAGAGCGCCGCCGUGCGCUAGGCUGCGCCGCCUUGCGCGAACGAGAGCGUGAGCGGCAGCUCUGCUCCAACCGCGCCAGAGCGGAAGGCGCGGCCGCGCGAGAGCGGAAGGCGGCGAGAGCGGCGCUGGCCGAGGAGAAUGAGCGAUUGCGACAGCGCCUCGGCCGCGUCCGGCCCUCCUUUUCGAGGCCGUGAUGUGGCAUAUAGCGCCUCCCUGGGCCGCGCGCCGGCGUCACUCACUUCAACUCACCAAGACGUGGGAGUAUGCGGCCCCGGCGGCCCGUUGUCAUCCUCUUACAGGACAUUUUUCGGUGCUU
Emiliania huxleyi CCMP1516 is the source of this 580-nucleotide messenger RNA. RefSeq lists its product as hypothetical. Bases 33 to 458 code for a protein of 141 amino acids. The record is from RefSeq and is a predicted model, not a curated record. The transcript has a single exon. Lineage: Eukaryota; Haptophyta; Isochrysidales; Noelaerhabdaceae.